Messenger RNA from Arthroderma uncinatum, 1176 nucleotides. RefSeq names its product aspartate aminotransferase. NCBI's taxonomy places the organism in Eukaryota, Fungi, Ascomycota, Eurotiomycetes, Onygenales, Arthrodermataceae. Gene Ontology annotation, biological process: biosynthetic process. Bases 1 to 1176 code for a protein of 391 amino acids. The transcript is spliced from 3 exons. Gene Ontology annotation, molecular function: catalytic activity; pyridoxal phosphate binding. The record is from RefSeq and is a predicted model, not a curated record.
AUGGUCGUCGUUCAACCUUUUUCCGUGGAGCAGUGGAUGGAUGAGCAUGAGACAACAGCCAAAUACAACAUUGCAGAGACCUGCUCGGCCUCCAUCUCGCUAGAUGAUUUAUGCGCGCUCGCGGGAGGCAGCAAGCCAGAAAACCUAUUCAACACAUCUACUAAACUUGGAUAUGGCGCUAUCCGAGGCACUGAGGAGCUACGCUCGAACAUAGCACGGAUGUAUUCUGAAGAUUCCAAUGGUCCAUCACCAGAGAACGUGUUGAUCACUCCCGGCGCGAUUAACGCCAACUUCCUCGUUUUGUAUACCUUGGUUCACUCGGGAGAUCAUGUCAUCUGCCACUAUCCAACGUAUCAACAGCUAUACUCUGUACCAGAGUCGUUGGGAGCGGAAGUCACCCCGUGGAAGACCCGGAUAGAAGAUGAGUGGGAGUUGAAUGUUAAUGAACUGAGAGGUCUUAUCAGGGAAAACACCAAGUUCAUCAUUCUCAACAACCCUCAAAACCCUACUGGGAGAACUAUUCCUGAAAAGGACCUGAAAGAGAUUAUCAACAUUACCAAGGAAAAGAACAUAUACGUGUUCUGUGACGAGGUCUAUCGACCGCUCUUUCAUUCCCUAGACGACAGACCCCCAUCUGUCUACUCUCUAGGAUACGAACGAGCAAUCGUGACAGGAUCAACUUCAAAGGCCUAUGCUCUCGCCGGAAUCAGAGUUGGCUGGAUUGUCGCGAGCAAAGAGAUAAUUGAAAAAUGCCUCCACGCUCGUGACUACACUACCAUAUCCGUCAGCCAGCUAGACGAUAAAGUUGCCUCGUUUGCACUUAGCGAAAAAUGCACGCCAAGGUUACUUGAACGAAACAUGAAGUUGGCAAAGCAUAACCUUGACAUCCUUGCUGCGUUCGUGGAUGAAUUCUCGUCGGUGUGUGAUUGGUACAAGCCCAAGGCAGGUACGACGGCGUUUGUGCGGUUUUCGAAAAACGGUGCCCCCGUUGAUGACGUGAAGUUAUGUAAACAUCUUCAUACCAAGGUUGGAGUGAUGUUUGUGCCUGGAGGGCAUUGUUUCGGGCCCGAGUUCAAGGGAUUUGUGAGGAUCGGAUAUGUAUGUGAGACUAAGGAUUUGGAGGAUGGUCUGGCUCAACUUAGGGUCUUUAUGAAGGACCACUUUUCUGAGAUAUGA